UUCGCCAUCUUGAAGGAUGUUGUUACACAAAAGUGGGUUCAUUCAGUUUGGUUUAGCGGGAAAAACUGUUCUACGGGGGUGCUGGGGAGCAUCGGAGCUCUGACCUCUGCUCAUACGUCAAGAUCAGGGCUGCUUUGACGAACGUUGCCCAUGCGCAAUCUUGUGCAACCGCUCUUACUACGACAGUACGUGUUUCGUUGACUGAACAGUUCCGUGCCAGUUCUAAUUGAUCGUGUGCCAGUACAACCGUGACACUAUCACGUGCAGUGUGUUUUCGUGUACUGUCUACGUCUUACGACCCCACGCUUCGUAGACGGUUAUAUCAGUGCAGCGCCGCAGCUGUUUGAUGCUAUUUAAGCCUAAGAAGAUUGCUUCGCCACUGCCUGCUCAACGAAGCGCUAGUGUCAGUUUUUUUAGCGUAGUGUUUGACACCAAGAAUUGAGCUGCAAUUUUCUGCUCCCCCUCACGCUUUCAGAGACAUAACUCAACUUCGGGCAAAACCUUGUGAAGAGUACAAGUGACACCGAGACUGCAUCAAGAUGUUCUGGAAGUUCAACUUGAUCACCACUUCGCAUGUGGAUGCACUUCUCAACAAAGAUAAUGUGACACUGCAGGAAUUGAUGGAUGAAGAGGACAUCCUUCAGGAAUGCAAGGGACAGACAAAGCGGUUGAUUGAAUUUUUAAUACGCCCUGAAAUUAUGUCGGAACUAGUGGGCCUUAUCGUUAAAGAGCCAGAAGCUGGCACAGAUGAAAAACUGCAGUACAAGUAUCCAAAUGUUGCCUGUGAGAUCCUGACGUCGGACGUGGCGCAGAUCAACGACACGCUUGUUUCGACUGAAGCACUUAUGAACCGAUUGAUGGCGUACCUAGACACCGAUCCGCCUCUGAAUCCACUUCUGGCAAGUUUCUUCAGCAAGACGAUGGGCGUGCUUGUCAUGCGUAAAACUGAAGCUAUGUUCCAGUUUUGUAAAUCUAGAGAAAACUUUGUGCCACUACUAUUGAAACACAUCGAUACUUCCGCUAUUAUGGACCUUUUACUAAAGUUUGUGACUAGCGUUGACAACCAAGAAUUAAGAGCUUCAAUUAUGCAGUGGUUAAAUGGCGAACAGGUGAUACAGCGACUAGUUGGAUUGAUUGACGUGUCAUGCAGCGAAGACCAAAAUGGAAAUGCAGCUGAAGCGCUGUGCGAAAUUGUGAAAGCCAGCCGUGAGCAGAUGUGUUUGUUACAAGAGAAAGCCCCUCCUGAUCCUCUACUGGAAGCAGUAGAAUCGACAGAAGUGGUUGCAGAUUUGCUUAACCACAUGUUUACUUCAGGAAAGAAAGAGUCCGUCCUUGUGAGCGGAAUUUCUGUACUACUUUCUCUACUGGAGUUUAGGAAGCAAGGUUUGGCAGGGCAGCAGCAGCAACAACAACAACAGGCACUGAAUUGUGACGCAGGAGGGGGAUCGCAGGAAGGGGGACCAGGUGGUGCUGCCUCGCUGCUUCAGGGAGAGACAGCUUGCUUUGCUUCUCUCUUCUUCCGCUCGGAGAAUGCGGAGCAGAUGACUACCCUAGACAUUGAACGUCUCAGAGCGGGAGUGGCCAAGGUACUGGCUGCCGUAGGGCCCCGUCUCGGAGACUUCCUUUCGCUGCUCAGCAGUCCUCCAGAGAAACCGUCAUGGACUACAUCGUUUGGCCUUCUGGAUCCACCUUUGGGCCAGACACGCCUUGAAGUAUGCCACCUAGUAAAUGCGUUGAUAAACUCAAACAAUGAUGAAAUCAACGGAAGACUGGCCGAGCUCGGCACUCUGCCUGCUGUUCUGGAUCUGUUCUUCACUUAUUCCUGGAACAACUUCCUUCACACCCAAGUUGCGCAGAUUAUUAAUUCUGUGCUUAGUUCUGCAAGUUCUCUCGACCAGGAAGGGAACAAGGUCCAUCCCCUAAUAGACCAGCUCUUUGGAGCUUGUGCCAUAGUACAGCGAGUGCUAGAUGCCUGGGAUGAAAAUAACGUAGAACAGUCACAGCCAGGAAAGCACAGGAGAGGAUAUAUGGGUCACCUGACAAAAAUAAUCAACGACGUCGUAGCUGCAGCCGAAAACGGAAACAACUCAGAAAUCGUACAAGCACGGUUAAAAGCUCUUCCCGCUGAACUUCUGAGCCGAUGGGAGGCCUUCACCGCAGAAACCCUUCCUGAAGUGAACAAAAAGAACACUUCUGCAUUGUGUGGUGGUCUACCAAACACGUCAAGCACAGAAGAUGACGAAUGCAUCGACCUGCGGGAGGUAGGCUUCAAUCAGGAUACGGCCCUUCAGCAGGUAUUCCCAAGGUCGGUUCAACAGGCCUUUUCUGAUUACCAGAUGCAGCAGAUGACUAGUAACUUUGUCGACCAGUUUGGCUUCAAUGACGACGAGUUCGUAGAGGCUGAUGAAAACAUUGUGGGCCAUCUGGACCAGCUAGCACGGGCUAACUUCCAGUUACCUUCUGAAGUUAAUAUGAGCAAUGCUGAACUGUUUGAGCGUGUGUGUCGAGAAAAAGCACAGGCUCUGGACGAUGCAGACAGCGAUGAAGAUGUCUGGGAAGAUAAGGAAGUGACAUUUUCACCAGCGGCUGAUACACAGCGACGACUGACCGACGAUGGGGAUGAACGCUACAGCAGUGAUUCUGAUGAUGAUGGAGGGGCGCAGCCUAGUGCAGCUGUGGCCACGUCCAGCGACGAGGUCAAGAUGGAUGUGGACCAUGGAGACUCCCCAUGGGGAGGCCAAGCGGAUGCUAUUGCCAUGGACACUACUAGCCCUUGGGAUAAUGCAGCGUCCUGCCCCGAUGAAGGAGGGUGGGCUUCCUUCGACAAUUUUGCCAAUUUCAACGCUGCCAACUUUGAGAAUGUUGCUGACACCACUACUCCUUCACUCACCGUUGCCAUGGAAACAUCAGAACAGCAGCAACAGCAGCCUGUUACACAAACUCUUACUCCUUCUAAAAUAUGUGAUACAACCACGGAAUUUGAUGUUCCAACAAGCAGCACCGAAGUUAACUCUGCUGUGGUCAGUUCCUCCGUUGGUGCUAGCAAAUCAAACAGUGCACUCGAGGCACAAGAUGGUCCAGCUGACUCAACACCCACUUGCGAGGCCGCAACGAAGCAGAACGUCGAGCACGACGAUGACGCUCAGUCUUCCGAACCCACCACUACUGAUCUCCCGCGUGCAAACGGGCCAGCACCUCAGCAGGCAGCAGAGUCCAAGCAUGUUUCUCCUAACACUUCAGGUGUCAGGCUUGAGGAUGAGCACAACCCGACCUCAGUUGCGGUUGAGCUCGCCGACUCUCCAAACCAGGUGGACAGCAAUACGAGCGUUGCGCCUUCAGCAGCAGCAGCAGCAGCGGUGCAGAACGGACCCAUGUGAAAACUGGAGUAGUGUAGCUGCGUGUUUGUGUGCAUGUAUGUGAACUCGUCUGAAUGAUGGAAAAGGCGAAGGAGGCACGGUCAGGCACGGGAUGGCGGGCUGUGACCCAAGGUUCUUUGCUCACGACUGUUGGUGUGCGAGCCCAAAUGGUUUGGAGUACCCUGCUGUUUAGUGCCACAUGUAUUUGCCUUAUGUCGCUUCCUGGUUUUAUUUGUGACAACACCCACCCUCGGAUGAAACAGUAUUAAGGCUCCAGUCUUGCAUGCUAUCAUCUACGAGAUGCAAGGUAAUACAGAACGCUGAGGAAUGGCGCAAGGACAUUUGGUUUGCACGGGCAACAUAUUUAGGGGUGAGUUAUUCUAGAAAAUGGGGGGGCCCCUUUGGUACACUCCCUUUCUCUCAUUGUAGAUGGGAAGUCCUUUCCUGUUAUUUUGUAAUAUUACCCAAUCACCCAAGAGAUGGAAGUGGAUACCUAUCUGAACGAAAUUCUUCUGGAGUGAUGUGUUGCGCUCGAUACAUGUGUAGCUUCUGUUGGUAUAAAAUGCUGUACAUAGGAACUGGUGUUUUAGAAAAGAACGUUUGAUGGCAGAAAAUGCUUUAAUGAAUUAUGCUUUAAUAACUCGAGUUAGUCUCUUCACUAAUGCUACAUCAUUUUAGUUGCAGCUACUACAAUUACUGUUGAUAAUGUUAACUGCAAUGAGUAAGAUGCUCACUUUUAAUUGUUUUUGUAAAGUAUAGAACCGAGCCGUCUCUCUGACAGAUGUCUCGGAGAUCAUCAUUAAAAUAUUAGCCACUUCAGAUUUCCCAUCCCAUUGCUUCGUGUAAGCACAAAGUUUGCUUCCAGUGUUCUCACACAAACAGCUAACAGGCCUGUGGCACCCAAAACUUGUAAAUGGGAUGCAAGUUCAUAUUCCUGCGUAACAUACUUCCGGUCAGAUGGAUGAAUGCAAAUGAAAAUAGCACAUUGUGUAAAAGGUCCUGACAAAAUUUUGUAAAUUUUAAUGCCUAGCAUACCUUCCUGCAUGCAAGAACAGGGAUGCAACACUACCCGGUUGGUGUGCCGAAAACUGUCCUCAUACUGUAGCUCAGAAUGUGUUCGGGAAAAGUGCCUUUGAGAUGUGUCUCCUUGAAGGACUGACAGCAGGACAUGGUAGGAGGCUUUGGGUAUGCAGCUAUUGCAGGGAAGGAUGUAACUGUGCACAUUAUAAUACUAGAAAUCGGAGAAUAAUAGGAAAAAUGACCUGUACAUUUGUCAAAAUUUGUAGUUUGAAAAGAAGUUGCAAUAAAAGCAUGAAGUGCUUAUGGUCUUACUGUA
This is a messenger RNA of Ornithodoros turicata, 4692 nucleotides long. RefSeq names its product serine/threonine-protein phosphatase 6 regulatory subunit 3-like (gene fmt). Gene Ontology annotation, molecular function: protein phosphatase binding; protein phosphatase regulator activity. The transcript is spliced from 24 exons. The coding region runs from base 540 to 3377 and encodes 945 amino acids. The record is from RefSeq and is a predicted model, not a curated record. NCBI's taxonomy places the organism in Eukaryota, Metazoa, Arthropoda, Arachnida, Ixodida, Argasidae. Gene Ontology annotation, cellular component: cytosol; nucleus.